UCUGUUUCGAAGCUUCUGCUGGUCUCUCUCUGUUAUUCUCUUGCUCGGUCGUUUGGUUACUCAGAUCAGCGGGAACAGAGAUGGCGAAGCAGGAAGCUAGUCCUGCCCCGAGUGCUGAGGUCGUUGGUCAUGCUUUUGUGGAGCAAUACUAUCAUAUUCUUCAUCAAUCUCCGGGAUUAGUCCAUCGGUUUUAUCAGGAUUCAAGUUUUCUAACUCGACCUGAUGCUUCGGGUUCUAUGUCGAUCGUGACAACUAUGCAAGCAAUCAAUGAAAAGAUUCUAUCUUUGAACUAUGAAGAAUACAAAGUGGAGAUUGAAACAGCUGAUGCUCAAGAGUCAUAUGAUAAAGGUGCUAUUGUGUUGGUGACAGGAUGCUUAACGGGAAAGGAUAGCGUGAGAAAGAAGUUCACUCAAAUGUUUUUCCUGGCUCCACAAGACAAAGGAUACUUUGUCUUAAAUGAUGUUUUCAGAUUCUUCGAGGAGAAAGAUCCGGCACAGGCCCAUUCUAUCACCACCAAUGGAGUCAGUGAGAAUACUGAGGCUGUCGAACCAGAACAUGUUACCGAAAGUCACGAGUCAGAGCCAGUUGCCUCCAUAGAGGAAGAAGAUCUUGAUAAUGUGGCAGAGGUGUAUGACCCAUCUGAUAGAGAUGAAGGAUCAGUCGUCGAAGAUGAGAUUGUUGAACCCCUGAUUGAACCGAGGCAGACUGAGAUUCUUUCCAGUGGUGAAGCAGCUCCUGUAUCUCAGGAGGAUGCUCCUAAGCAAUCGUAUGCUUCAAUCCUCAAACUGAUGAAAAGUGGUCCGACCACAUCCCAUGUUGUUGCUGCCAAUAAGCCAAAAGCAGCUCCUGUCAGCGACAACCAGAAGCAAACUGCUCCUCCCGCCAAACCUGUAGCAUCAUCGGAGGCUUUUCCCAGUAACGAGAAUACUCCUGAUAGUAGACAUGUUAAUGGAGAAGACGAUGGGCAUUCGAUCUAUGUCCGGAAUUUGCCUUUUUAUGCCACACCUACACAACUUGAAGAGGCGUUCAAGAAGUUUGGACCUAUUAAGCAUGAAGGGAUUCAAGUCAGAAGCAAUAAGCAAGGCUUCUGUUUUGGUUUCGUUGAAUUCGAAACAUCUAGCGGCAAGCAGGCUGCACUCGAGGCAUCACCGAUUACAAUUGGAGACUGUCAAGCAGUUAUAGAGGAGAAGAAUACGAACACUAGAGUCAGCAGCAGCAGCACGGGAAGGGGGAGAUAUUCUUCAGGAAGAGGAAGCUUCCGGGCCGACAGUUUCAAAGGUGGCCGCGGAAGAGGAGGGUAUGGCAGAGGUGAAUUCAGAAGCCAAGGCGAGUUUUCAGGCCGACCCAAGGGUUCAAACCAGAGGAAUGGAGUAGAGGGUUACCAAAGGGUUCAUCAAAACGGAGGUGGAAGAGGAGGAGGGCGAGGUGGUGGUGGUGGUUCAUCUUGACGGCUCUGAGAUGUGAUUGUAACGUUUUUGGAUUAGAGAGGACCAAGAAGACACUGAAGAUUUACAACCCAACAUUUUUUUUGUUCUGCAUCUUCUGUGGCUUGAGUUCAUCUGUUAAGGCUUGAUUUUUUGUUUCUCGGUCUAGGUUUUUCAAUAUUUUUAUUUUGCCCUUCUUCAUCGAUGUUGAGUACUCUAUAAAGAUUCAAUUUUUACGAGGAAUCCAUGAUAAAGUUGUGUUAUUUA
This is a messenger RNA of Tarenaya hassleriana, 1691 nucleotides long. Its product is annotated as ras GTPase-activating protein-binding protein 2. The record is from RefSeq and is a predicted model, not a curated record. Bases 81 to 1448 code for a protein of 455 amino acids. Gene Ontology annotation, molecular function: mRNA binding. NCBI's taxonomy places the organism in Eukaryota, Viridiplantae, Streptophyta, Magnoliopsida, Brassicales, Cleomaceae. Gene Ontology annotation, cellular component: cytosol; ribonucleoprotein complex. The transcript has 9 exons.